Molecule: messenger RNA, 906 nt
Organism: Ustilaginoidea virens
Lineage: Eukaryota; Fungi; Ascomycota; Sordariomycetes; Hypocreales; Clavicipitaceae
Exons: 2
Coding region: 1-906 (301 amino acids)
Biological process (GO): nuclear protein quality control by the ubiquitin-proteasome system; proteasome localization
Cellular component (GO): nucleus
Source: RefSeq, a predicted model, not a curated record
AUGAAUGUUUUGUUGUCGCCGCAGCCUCCAAUCUUCCCGCACCGCUACGAAAACUCUCGUCUCUCGCCUCAACGAUCUGUUUCGCCUCUGCCAAACAUGCCGAAUAGGAAACGGAAGGCGGAUGAAGAUGGGGAUGAAAACAUGUCGCCACACAGCUCACCAGCCAGCUCUUCCCGACCGCUAGCGCGCCCAUCGAAAAAGGCUCGAUCAAAUGAAUUGGUCGGCAGGCCGCUCGCCCUUCCGCGGCUUCUGGAGACCCUCGACGCUCGUGAAUUGCGAACUUUUCUAGAACGCAUAUGCAUGCGCUACCCCGACCUUGGCCAGGAGGUUGUCAGCGAGGCCCCUCGCCCAUCCGUGUCUGCUGUCUUGGGCGUAUUGCAGGAAUAUCAAAAGAAGCUGACCGAAGCGAUGCCAUAUGGCCAAUCCAGCCCUGAAUAUACGUACUACCGCAUCAAGGAACCCCUGGUUGCCCUUAUCGAUGCUCUAUCCGACUUCACGCCUCAGUACCUUCCACCCAACGAGACACAGCCGACCAAGUCGCUACAAUUUCUCGACGGCGCCACCAAGCUCAUUCACGACCUACCCGACUGGGAACCGCAAGCGUAUCGUCACCACAAAGAGAAUGCAUACGAUGAUAUUUCACGUGCUUGGGCUCUCGUCAUUUCCGAAGCAGGCAAACGAGGGGGGGGGUUCAACCUGCACUCGGGUGGAUGGGAUCAAAACCUCGCCAACCACAACGAGCGGUCCGGGGGACGUCUCGCCUCCGCCAUGGCAGCUAUGGCUAACAGUGUCGGCUGGAUGGGCCAAAGCUCCGGCUCCUUGGCGAACGCUUCUGAGCAAAACUCCAUCCUGAACCAACUCAUAUCAGGGGCCUAUGGCUCCCCUGUGCGCGUCGGACCUUUGUAG